Molecule: messenger RNA, 2629 nt
Organism: Mytilus californianus (California mussel)
Lineage: Eukaryota; Metazoa; Mollusca; Bivalvia; Mytilida; Mytilidae
Product: caspase-3-like
Exons: 6
Coding region: 125-1300 (391 amino acids)
Biological process (GO): proteolysis
Molecular function (GO): cysteine-type endopeptidase activity
Source: RefSeq, a predicted model, not a curated record
GUUAAAGUUUAUCUACCUUAUAAUUUUGAGAACUUUAAAAUUAUUUUAAAUUACAUGACGUAUGACUCAAAAUCGACAAAUAACCAGGAAAUUCCCCAAAACAGGUCUGAGGAGACGACGAUAGAUGGCGACCUCGGAAUCUGGGAGUAAAAAUGAUGAAUCAUCACCUGACAGCGUGAAGAAAAAGAUAAUUCACCUGAUAGAUAGAUUUAAGCAAACAACUCGACUGACACCAUCUCAGACAGACAAAGCAAAGAGCCAGCAAUUGCCAAGUGUAAAAAAUAACUUGUUCAAUGACAUCUAUGACUUUAAUCAUCCAAAAAGAGGUGUUGCCAUUUUCAUCAUCAAUUCCUCAUUUCAUGAACAACCAAAGCGUCCGUUUGCUGGUGAAGAUAGUAAAAGGAUGAAAGAACUGUUUGAAUUGCUAGACUUUGAUGUAGUAUUGCUAGAAAAUAAAAGAAGUGUUGAUCUCUGGAAAAGUUUACAAGACAUCAAUCGUAAGGUAGAAGAGAAUUGUGAUUGUUUGGCAUGCGUGAUUAGUUCUCAUGGAGCAGAAAUACCAAUUACAUCCAGUAGCGAUACCUCACCACAGCCAAGACAUCAUGUACUCUUUACAGCAGACGGAAUUAUUCCUACUGAUAGAAUUCUUCAGUUGUUUGACGACGAUCAUUGUCCAAAUCUACAAGGAAAACCAAGAAUGUUUUUCAUUCAGGCUUGUAGGAGUGUUUUCAAUACAGAAAAUGAUACUGAAAGCGAAAUUGAUGAAGGGUUUACUAUAAACUUGGUACAAGAACAGGUUGGUGAUGGUAGGAUUCCUGUUAAAAUAGUGAAAAAGAAAAGAACCUUCCUUAAAAAAGGACAAAAAGGACAAGAAACUUUGGCUGAUACACAUGGCCGAUCUGAAGAGGAAGAAAUCAACCUGUCUAACUGUAAACAAAUCGCUCCUGUAGAUUUCUGUUUUAUCCCAUGCUACGAGGAUUACCUAGUUAUGUUUUCAAGUUCCUCAGAGAAGAUCGCAUGGUCUGAUUGCGGAAAAGGUGGAUGGCUUACCUUCUGUUUAUAUGAAGUGUUUAAACAUUUACUGGACACUGAGUAUUCAGUCAGCUUACUUCAUAUUCUUACUGAUGUUUGUGGGAAAAUGGCAAACGAAAUGGAAACCAGGACAUCGUCGAUACCUGCGUAUGAUAAAUCUAAAUCUGCAGCAACUAUAUAUCACAUGUUGACAAAAGAUAUCUUCUUAAAGCCAAUGGUUCACCAACUCGUUCCAUUACCCGGGCCUGUCUUAGAAUCCUCGGUUUGAUCUUUUAUCUGGUUGUUUUGGUUGUCCUGUGCAAUAUAAAUUUUUAUUUGAUUCAUUAAAAUCAAUUUAGGAAAAUUCAUAAAUUGUACAUCAUUAGAUCAUUUUUUGCGCGAGGCUGUAAAUAUUUUUUAUUUUAAAUUAGAAUUCAAAGGAACCGGGUUUGUGAUUAAGUUAAGUUUCUUGAAUGAUUUGAAACGAUAGAAGAGACUUUCUACCACUCCAUUUUAACUCAGAAUGAUAGUUAUCUCAUUGGUAAUCAUACCAUAUCUCCAUAUUUUUAUACAAGAUGUAUAACGUUUAUUUUUACCUCACCUUAAUACAGACUUAUACCACACCAGAAAAAUAUAUUCAAAUAGUGAUGUACCAAAUAAAAGAUAUCGAUUUCUUUUUUUACAUAAAAGCAACCGAAAGUCAAUUUGCUGUUCGAUUGUGUAUGAAAAAAUUUAGUCAAAAUAGGAAAAACUGGAAUAAAAAUGAUAUUAAUACUUAAUUUUGGUGAUAUUUAAAAGUAAGAAUAUAUUUUGAUUUUUGAUAAUCGUUCUCAUCUUCAGUACCAUACAGGGAUACAUGUAUGUUAUUAAUAUUUGUACUGCUUAUAGCUUUAACUUCCAUGUGUUUUCUGGAUUAUUACAGCAUUAUUUACUUAUUUAUUUUUACGGUUUCAUUGUCUCAUUUUUGUUUUUAUAAAAUACACGAUAUGUUUUUCGUUAUUUCAAUUAAUGUUGAUGGCAGCUCUUUGAAAAUUGCUAGUUUAUCUAUUGUUUUUACCCAUUGUAUAGACUCGUGUCUAUUGUCUUAGACUUUUUGCUGUUGUUUAUAGCGUUUGGAGUGCAAAUGUAGAUCUCAUGAGGUAAGUUAAGAAUAGUAAUGGUUUGGCCAUGUUUACUUUCAGUAUCAUACAGGGUUAUAUUUAUGUUAUUGAUAUUAGUACUGCAUCUAGUGUUAACUGAAUUAUACAGCAUUUUCUUAUCUAUGUAAAGGCAAAAAUGUCUCAGUUUUUAUAUAUAAUUUUAACGAGGUGGUUUUUGCCAUUUGGAUGCUUUUGUGUUUUUGUAGGGUAAAUAGUAAUGAUUGAAUAAUAAAACUACAAUAUCAAACAAAAUAAUUGUUUUGUAUGAAGUUCGACUGUUUCUACUUAUGAGCUGACUCGGUAAGAUGAAUAAUAAGAAGAUAUGGUAUGAUAGUCAAAAGUGACAACCAUCCACAAAAGAUGUAAACAAUUACCUUUCAUCGUAUUGCCUUUGACCAGAGGGUCAAAGAGCUUCCUUCAUCAUAUUGGUACUAAUCACAAAAAUAGAUAACAAAAUGACAAAAGACACAAAGCGCCGA